Molecule: messenger RNA, 1319 nt
Organism: Eupeodes corollae
Lineage: Eukaryota; Metazoa; Arthropoda; Insecta; Diptera; Syrphidae
Gene: Sc2
Product: very-long-chain enoyl-CoA reductase
Exons: 5
Coding region: 144-1049 (301 amino acids)
Biological process (GO): very long-chain fatty acid biosynthetic process
Molecular function (GO): oxidoreductase activity, acting on the CH-CH group of donors; protein binding
Source: RefSeq, a predicted model, not a curated record
AUUUAUCGGACUUUGUCAUUUUUAACCGGCCGCGGCCAUUGCAGUUCAAUUUUCUGACUGAGCAGAGGUGGUGGACUUUUCUAGUCUCAAUUUUUCUAUUUAAUUAAUUAAAUUAUUAAAUAAAAUCUAAAAAAAUCUUAAGAAUGGAGAUUGAAGUCUUAAGUGCUGCUAAUUCCAAAUCUUAUGGAUUUUGCCGAGUCAACCCAUCCAUUACCAUCUCCGACCUACGAACGUCCAUUCACCAGCAAUUGGCUAAAACACCCGAUGCUGACCGCCAAUCGCUGCGCCUCGACUCGAGGGGCAAAGGUCUAAAGGACACUGACACUUUGCAAGGUCUCGGCCUAAAAACUGGAGACAAGGUCUACAUCAAGGACUUGGGACCACAAAUUGGCUGGAAAACCGUAUUCUUGGCGGAAUACGCUGGCCCCUUGUUUGUGUACCUGAUCUUCUACACAAGACCAUCGAUUUUGUACGGAAGUGCUAGCAGUGCCCCCAUUAGUUUGACCACGCACAUCGCAGCAGGCUGUUACACUUUGCACUACACAAAGCGUCUGCUCGAGACCAUUUUCGUUCAUCGAUUCUCCCACAAUACCAUGCCGAUAAGGAACUUGUUCAAGAACUGCUCAUACUACUGGGGUUUCACUGCCUACGUUGCUUAUCACAUUAAUCAUCCACUCUUCACCUCACCUUGCAUGUGCCAGGUUUAUGGUGGACUUGCCGCAUUUUUGCUUUGUGAGAUUGGAAACUUCUCGGUGCACAUUGCGUUGAGAAACCUGCGACCACCGGGAACAAAGGUGCGAAGGAUUCCGGUUGCAGAUGCAAACCCCUUGACGAAAUUGUUCGAUUUUGUUUCUUGCCCUAAUUACACUUAUGAAAUCGGCUCAUGGGUCGCAUUCUCAAUUAUGACAUCUUGCCUGCCGGCAAUGUUGUUUGCCAUUGCUGGAGCAUAUCAAAUGACAAUGUGGGCUCUGGGCAAGCACAGGAACUACAAAAAGGAAUUCAAAGACUACCCCAAGAAGCGUAGGGCUAUUUUCCCGUUUUUGUUGUAAAUUGAACAAAACAAAUCAUAACAAAAAGAAAAACUUCUGGGAAGUGAAUUUUCGUUUUAAAUGUUGUGUGCUGAAUCUUUGAUUUUUAUUAGAUGGUGUUUAUAAAGAAGAUUAUAGCACGUAUACUUAUGACAUUCUGGUUUUAACGGUUUUCUUUCUUCGUUCGUUUAAAUUUAUGAAUAACUCAGCAAAGUAGAUAUUUAAGCUUUAUAAAUUAUCUUGUAAGCAUUUUGAUGGGAAUCAAUAAAACAAAAACUAAAAGAAAACACA